Sorex fumeus (smoky shrew) is the source of this 2133-nucleotide messenger RNA. RefSeq names its product ADP-ribosylation factor 2. Gene Ontology annotation, biological process: intracellular protein transport; vesicle-mediated transport. NCBI's taxonomy places the organism in Eukaryota, Metazoa, Chordata, Mammalia, Eulipotyphla, Soricidae. Gene Ontology annotation, molecular function: GTP binding; GTPase activity. Bases 65 to 610 code for a protein of 181 amino acids. The transcript has 5 exons. The record is from RefSeq and is a predicted model, not a curated record. Gene Ontology annotation, cellular component: cytoplasm; plasma membrane.
ACUGAGCCUCUGAAGGCAGAAGUCUUGGGAGCGCCGUUCGGACCGGUAACAGAAGUCAUUUGCGAUGGGGAACGUCUUUGAGAAACUGUUUAAAAGCCUGUUUGGGAAGAAAGAGAUGCGAAUCCUUAUGGUGGGUUUGGAUGCAGCUGGGAAAACUACCAUCUUGUAUAAAUUGAAGCUGGGAGAGAUUGUUACCACCAUCCCUACAAUAGGUUUCAAUGUGGAGACAGUAGAAUAUAAAAAUAUCAGCUUCACAGUCUGGGACGUUGGUGGCCAAGAUAAAAUCAGACCUUUGUGGCGACACUAUUUCCAGAACACUCAAGGCCUGAUCUUUGUGGUGGACAGUAAUGACAGAGAGCGCGUCAAUGAGGCCCGGGAAGAGCUGACCCGCAUGUUAGCCGAGGAUGAGCUCCGAGAUGCCGUUUUAUUGGUGUUUGUGAAUAAACAGGAUCUCCCCAAUGCUAUGAAUGCAGCGGAGAUAACGGACAAGCUUGGCUUACAUUCCCUCCGCCAGAGAAACUGGUACAUCCAGGCCACUUGUGCCACCAGUGGAGAUGGACUCUAUGAAGGCCUGGACUGGCUCUCCAACCAGCUCAAGAACCAGAAGUGAGGGGCCCCUCAGCAGCCGUUCCCUGGGCAUCUGGCAGUCAACUGCCUCUUCUGUGUGCGUGUGUGCGUGUGAGGCGCCGCGGGGGUGGCGAGUGGGAUCAGCUUUCUCACAUCGUGCCUUCGACGUGCUGCAGGAAGCCAGUCUGGUGGCGGCGGGAGAAAGCCGGCGUCCCGUCCACCUUCCAUUUCCGUCGCUUGCAUCACCACUUUUGCAUUUGAGGGAGGAGUUCCCGGGGGUGACUGGAGCACUGGGGCCCCCAGGGUUUCCUGGUAGUAAGGCGGGUGGGAGUGCUGUGCUGAGUUCUCGUGCAGCUCUGAACCUGGCCGCUGCUCCGGGGAGUCCUGUUCGUAAGCGUGGAGGAGCAGUCGCUCUUGCUGUUGUGGUCAGAGCCAGCAGCCCCCUGGUCUGUGCUCUCAGGGGGCCCAUCCCCAAGAAAGGGGAGGUACAUACUUGCCCCAGGUUUGAGGCUCACAUGUGAACUUUCCCCUGAAGUUUAUUUGCUAGCCCAGACUUCCUGUUUUCAUGGGCGUGAGUGGAAAGAACCCAGGGUGGGUCUUUCUCCUGAGAGCACCAAGAUUCCCCAACUCUCGAAAGUGAUCCAGUCCUUCCCUGUGCUCCCUCCUUCCCCGACUUGCCUCCUGGCUGCCAGAUGGGGGACCCCUGGGAAGGCUUUUCCCUGGGCCCAGGUCAGGUGGUGAGGGGCAUCCCCUCUCUGUCCAGCACUGUCGCAGGUUCUAGGCUCCUGAGGCCACUGCCCCCACUUCUCUGCUCCCUGAUGAGUGGUCAGCACUUGCGGCUGGAAGCUCCUUCCUGGGGCGGCCGUGCCAUUGGGUCCUUAUCUCAGUCCCACUGGCUCUGGGGCUGGUUUCUGUUACCAGGACCGCAGGCCUGUGUGUUCUGAGAGUUUGUGAGGAACCCAGGUGCAUUCUGGAACACGUUCCCAGCCACCCCUGGUGUUGCCCCUCUGGUGCUAAGUUUUGCUAUGAAAAUGUCCAGUCCAGACCUCCCUCCAUGGCAGUGCCCGCCCUGCGGGUGGCAGCAGGGGUCCCGCGGGGAAAUGUGCUUUAUGUUAUCCCCGAAAUACAAGUGAGACAGGCUUGGAGAGGAGCAAGGCUGCCCAGACCCCAGGCCCGCUCCUCGGCCCAGACUCACCCCCAUUGGCCCAUUUUUUUACCCAAGCCUUUUCAUGACUUCACCUUUUUUAGAAAACAAAACAAAACAAAAAAACACUUUACUGAAAUGACAGAGGAGAUGAAAGGUGAGUUUUAGCCAGCGUGAACCUGGUUUCUUGAUGAUGAAGAUGUUGAUGCUACUGGGAGGCGGUCUCAUGCCGUGCUGUGGGGGUGAUGUGUUUUGGGAAACUAGCUUUAGAGUAUGGUCGUUGUGGUCCGGGUGUGGUUCCUGUGAAACGUGUUGGUGCCUCCAGCUGGUGGGGAUUGUCUGGAUUCGAGCCUCGCUUGUGUCUCGUUUGUCUUCUUGAUUGGUUGGACAAUAAAGACUUGCUCUGCAAAGAGGGAAGGACA